AACAGCCGGGUAGCACAAGCGUCGCGCUACGGCAUGGCGUUUAGGAAUCUUCUUUUUGUGAAUAGGUUGAUUAGUGUUCAUAAUCCAUCGCUUAGAAGCCUAUAUUCGUCAAUACCGUUGCUAAAAGAUUACUACAGUAUUUUAGGCGUCAGUAAAACUGCUAGUCAAUCAGAAAUUAAAAAGGCCUAUUAUCAAUUAGCAAAAAAGUAUCACCCGGAUGUCAACAAGAAUGAUAAGACUGCAGCACAGAAGUUUCAAGAAGUCAGCGAGGCAUAUGAGGUGCUGGGAGAUGAAAAUAAACGCAGCCAAUAUGAUAGAUUCGGAUCGUCUUCAACGCAGAACAAUUUCGGAGGUGGACAAUCACAAGGAUUUGAGUUUCACUCUAAUAUAAACCCAGAAGAGCUGUUUCGACGAAUUUUCCGUGAUAGUGAUUUCGCUUUUAAAGAAUGGUCUUCCAGUGAUAGAGGUUUUGCAGAGUCAAUAUUUGGAUCGGAGGCAACUAAAGAAAUACCUGUCAACCUGACAUUUGAGCAGGCGGCCAGAGGUGUAAAUAAGGAAGUUAGUGUUAAUAUGGUAACUAAUUGUCCGCGUUGUGGAGGUUCCCGUGCUGAGCCUGGAACGGGUUUGUCAACCUGCCCAAGCUGUCGUGGAACAGGGACUGAGAGUAUGAAUACUGGACCCUAUUUACUUCGAAGCAUUUGCAGACGAUGUAAAGGUACCGGAACAAUUGUUCGACAUCCCUGUUCGGAGUGCGAAGGAAAUGGUAAAAUUAUAGGCCGUCAUCGAGUCAGUGUAUCCAUUCCUGCGGGCGUAGAAGAUGGUCAGGUCAUACGAGUAUCCGUCGGUAAAGAUGGUACCCAUACUCAAGAAAUAUUUCUGCAAAUUCGUGUAGAAAAAAGCCGUCAAUUCCGACGAGAAGGUGCAGACAUACAUUCAGACAUUGUUGUCUCACUUGCACAAGCUGCACUUGGUGGGAAAAUGCGUGUUCAAGGCAUUUACGAAAGCAUACUAGUCAACAUCCCAGCUGGCUCUUGUAGCAACGAUAGAAUACGAUUACCUGGCAAAGGUAUCAGUCGAAUAAACGGUUAUGGAUAUGGUGACCACUAUGUUCACAUUCAUAUUAAACCGCCUAAACGAUUGAGUGAAUUACAACGAGCUCUACUCCUUGCCUAUGCCGAAACGGAAACUGAUGUGACUGGUUCAGUCGAAGGCGUCACUUCAACUGAUAAACGUCUUCGUCAACUGUAUGAAAAUUUACGUGAUACAUUUGGUCGAAAUAUGGAUACUGAAUCGAAAGCGACAUCAUCCUCUGCUUCUUCUUCUUCUCCUAACUCAUAUUCGGACAAUCAUCAUCGUCAGACUGAAAGUAGGGAACAAAUGACGGAUACAUCCAGUAUUUUCAAUCGAAUAACUGAUGGUGUUAAACAGUUGUAUGAUACAGUUAUAAAACCUUUCAAGAAAUAGAUGGUAAACGGGCUAUAGAUACGACGCAUGGCUUUCUACUUUCCCGUAUUCGAAUGGCUGUUCAAGAUCCUGUCUCCCCCUCCUCCUCAUCAUCCUCUCAAGAGGAUACAAAACAAGAAACAGAAUCAGAUAGAGGGGAGAAAAAUUCCAAUAAAAACUGUGUCUAAUAUGUGGAUGUAAGUACGCAUGCUUUUAAAAUCUAUUAUUAUUAUUAUUGUCAUCAUCAUCUUUGACAUACAACUCUCUAUCCAUAUACGCUACACUUAUUUUUAUUCUUUCAAAAUCAAUUCAUCAUUAAUUAUUUCUGCGACUUAAUCAAAAUUAUUAUUUUUUGUAUUGCGCGGUUGUUUCUUUUUCUCUCUCCCUCUCUCUCUUCAUUUUUCAAUUACUUUUAUUGUUUGAAUGAUUGAUGAUUGUGCUAUCGUUAUCUGUUGCACAAUUUUCCACGGUCAGCUUCAAUGUGCAUGUCUAUCUUUGUAUCGUAACACACACUUUAUUGUUCAAUCUCUGAAGACAAUAUAUUCCAUAGUUUGUCAUUGUUUUUUUCCCUUUUUGAGAAGAGUUCAGCUUCUAAACCCCUUUGUGUAUAUUCAGUUAGGUGUCCCCCUUAAUGGUGACACUGAGUGAUAUAAUCUACUUUAUUGUAUAAAUUAGACUGCUUCUUUAUACAGCUGUUGAUUUUUUUUCAUGCUUAUAAUUGAUUAUCUUUUUGUGGCGGCGGCGGCGGACAGGGGCUGCGAGGCCGGUGACUUAUUGUAAACAUAAGUUGUUAUGCAGUGCUGAUCUUCCCUUUUUUGUUUUGUUCAAAUCAUUCUGGCAUUUUUAUCUUCUCUCCUAGUAAUUUAGAUGUGUACAUCCUUCAGUUGUUGUAUUUGUUUUUUUUUCAUUUCAUCUUAAGAAAACAAUAGAUACACUACAGAAAUAAAGUAUGUUUUAGUUUGAAAUGAAACAUUUCUUCUUGAUUGCCUUG
Trichobilharzia szidati is the source of this 2434-nucleotide messenger RNA. Lineage: Eukaryota; Metazoa; Platyhelminthes; Trematoda; Strigeidida; Schistosomatidae. The record is from the annotation of a GenBank genome assembly.